AUGGAGGCCUCAGGAUCGGAUGAAGUCGACAAGCUGAAAACUAAGUUUAUGUCAGCAUGGAACAACAUGAAAUACAGCUGGGUGUUGAAAACAAAGACGUAUUUCAGCAGAAAUUCACCAGUAUUAUUGCUGGGGAAAUGUUAUCAUUUCAAGUCUGAAGAAGAAAACGAGGCGGCCCCCGUGGGCUCGGGCCGGGCCGGAGAGAACGAGCACGCGGUCCUUUACGGGAACGUAGAAGAAUUCCGGAGAGAUUUCAUCUCCAGAAUCUGGCUGACCUACAGAGAAGAAUUUCCCCAGAUUGAGGGCUCAGCCCUGACAACGGACUGCGGCUGGGGCUGCACGCUGAGGACUGGCCAGAUGCUCUUGGCUCAAGGACUCGUCCUCCACUUCCUUGGCAGAGCCUGGACCUGGCCAGAUGCACUAGACGUUGAAAACUCAGAUUCUGAAUCAUGGACUUCUCACACCGUAAAAAAACUCACAGCAUCGUUUGAAGCAUCCCUUACAGGAGAAAAAACACCCAAAGUCCCAUCGUCCGUUCUGAGAGAACCACGCAGGACAGGCUCCCAUGAUGAAGAUGGCAGAAACGAGCUCUGCCACAGGAAAAUCAUCUCAUGGUUCGGUGACUCCCCAUUGGCCUGCUUUGGUUUGCAUCAGCUAAUUGAAUAUGGGAAGAAGUCUGGGAAAACAGCUGGAGAUUGGUAUGGCCCAGCUGUUGUUGCACACAUUUUAAGAAAAGCUGUGGAAGAAGCCAGACACCCUGAUUUACAAGGAAUCACCAUUUAUGUCGCUCAGGAUUGCACAGUGUACAAAGCUGAUGUCAUCGACAAGCAGUGCAUUUCUGCGGGCCUGGAGAACACCGAAGACAAAGCCGUGAUUCUGCUCGUUCCUGUUCGCCUCGGAGGGGAGAGAACCAACAUGGACUAUUUAGAAUUCGUGAAGGGAAUUUUAAGCCUUGAAUAUUGUGUGGGCAUCAUUGGUGGAAAACCUAAGCAGUCCUAUUACUUUGCUGGAUUUCAAGAUGACAGUUUGAUAUACAUGGACCCUCAUUACUGCCAGUCUUUUGUAGAUGUCAGCAUAAAGGAUUUCCCUCUUGAGUCAUUUCAUUGUCCUUCUCCAAAAAAGAUGUCGUUCCGGAAAAUGGACCCCAGUUGCACCGUAGGAUUUUACUGUAGAAACAUCCAGGACUUUGAGCGGGCCUCUGAAGAGAUCACCAAGGUACUGAAGGCUUCCUCCAGAGAGAAAUAUCCGUUAUUUACUUUCGUCAAAGGCCAUGCCAGAGACUAUGAUUUUACCUCCACUCCAACCAACGAAGACGACCUUUUCUCAGAAGAUGAAAAGAAAAGAUUGAAAAGAUUUAGCACAGAAGAGUUUGUCUUGCUCUAAGGACAUUUUUCAUUAGAGUAUUAGUAGCGAUUCAGAACAUUCCUUUGAAAAUAAAAAAAAAAAAGAAAAAAGAGAAACCCGCAACAGAGAAACUGAUCUAUUUUUGUAAAUAUUUUAGUGAUUUUGUAAACGUUCUUUCACAAAAGAGCAUUUGAAAAUAUACAUUGUAAAAGAUGUGCAUAUUUCUGAAAGCAGACUGAUCGAAAGAAUCUCUGUUGCUGAUAUAAA
Molecule: messenger RNA, 1611 nt
Organism: Gracilinanus agilis (Agile Gracile Mouse Opossum)
Lineage: Eukaryota; Metazoa; Chordata; Mammalia; Didelphimorphia; Didelphidae
Gene: ATG4C
Product: autophagy related 4C cysteine peptidase
Exons: 10
Coding region: 1-1383 (460 amino acids)
Molecular function (GO): protein-phosphatidylethanolamide deconjugating activity
Source: RefSeq, a predicted model, not a curated record